AGUACCAUCAAAAUCCACUAUUUUUAACGCCGUUCAGAAUGCAUCAAACCUAAAACUAGUCAUGGUCGAAUAAUUAAAUAAUCAAAAUUUGGGAAUCUCGUAAAAUUUUAUAUCAAAACUAUCAACUUUACGUAAUAUCGAAGAGUUUUCCUGACCAGCUGACUUGUAACCAAGUGGUAGGCCUGCAAUACACGGGUCGUACACAUCAGCGUUUGGGGAAACCGCUGACGGUGAUUCCGUCGAAAGGAAAGGCGAUUUGAAACAAGAACCAGAAAUAUUCAUAUAUCACCACAGCAAUGGACUAAAAGUGAGUUAUUUAAUGUAAUAUUGCCAAAAUGCGUUGUGUAAAGUGACAUCUAGUGUGGAUUUCAUUGCGACGUGGAUAAUAUGAGGAGAUAACUCUAAAGACAAAACACCAUGUGUGCGUAACUGGUUUCAACAUAAUGCCAAGGAAACCUACGAAUCAAUCCCAAUCGUUUUUUGAUGAAUUUGAUGCAAGAUCGUAUCGACAUUUAGUGAAUAGAGGACAAGACAUUCCAGGACACCAUGGUCCAUCUCAGCCAUCACAAACUCAACAAUCUCAGUCUUCAAGUUCCGGCAAAAAGCGGAAGAAACAAAAGCAGAAAUCCCAUAAAAAAUCGAAAGAAAAGAGCGAAAGGCAUUCUCAGGAAAAUUUACGGAUACCACUGGAAUUGAAAAAUAAAUCAAUUGUAGCGUAUGAUGACAUUAGUUCAGACUCUGACAUUUCCAAUAAUGGACCAGCUUCGCCUGUAAAUCGUGUUCAUAGUAAUAAUAGUAGUAGGGAUGCAUCGAAAAGGUCCAUGUCUCCUGGGUCCAACAUGAGGGGAUAUUUACCUGAAAGGAGCCCGAGUAUGUCUCCAAAUAACAUACGUGAACCGUCUAGUCCAUCACAUCCGCCCAUGCGAAGUUCAAGCAGGAAACACCAAAAGAAAAGACCACUGUCGCCACAAGAACUCCAAGUGCCAAAGGACCAUCCAAAAAACUAUUCUGGUGGCAACAGUGUUCCUACACCAAAGGCAUAUAAUAUGCCCCCGAAAGCUUAUAAUCCACCCAAGGCGUAUGCUGAUCCACCACGUGCUUAUAGUGGAUCAUUUAAUAGAGACCAUAGUCCUUUGGAAAGUCCACGAAAACGCUACAGAUCUCGUUCACCAAGUCCGGCAUAUAUGGCGAGGAAAAAAAACAGUGCUCACUACAAAGACAAAUACUCCAGACAUGAAAAAUAUAAAAAUAGGUCAAAAUCAAGAUCACCAAGUCCUCGAAGUCGAUCUCGGAGGGAUCAGUCUCGAUCACGAAAUCGACACUCUCGUUCAAGACAUUCUCGUUCACCUGUUGAGCAUAGUCCUCCAAGAGGACAUUCCUAUUCUUCUAGCAAUAAAAUAAGUCAUUCCACUGUUAAAUAUGCCACAAGUCUUGCAGCUGAGCUCAGCAAGCAUCGGCGUGCACGUGAAGCAAAAGAAGCGGCUGCUCUGGCAGCCAAGGGUAGAGAACCAAGAGAGCCACGGGAAUCAAAAGAAAGGACUUUGUAUCGUGAUUCUCCAUUAGAUGGAAAAGACAAUAUCAUUAUCACAAAAGUGGAAAGUGGUCAGCGUAGUGUGAAACAAGAUUAUAGGCAGCAAGAUUAUCUAAAGAAGCAGCAUGCUAUGAAAGCAUCACCAACUCCUCCACCUCCCCCACCAGGCUUACCUCCUCAAAGAAAAAACAGAGUAAUAGCACAAAUGGAGGACAAGAUUGUUGUGAAAGUUGAUAAUGCCAAAAGGGAAAUCAUUGACCUUGAUAAUUUAAAUGAUCAUCAUGACCAUGAUCACAAUCAUGAUCAUGGAUUUAAUCGUGAUGAUCGUCGUGGACAUGGUCCUGAGCGGGACCAUCGAGGAGAGGUGCUAGAUAGGCGUGGUGACAUUUCAGAUCGUAGAGGUGAUGUAUCUGAUCGUCGCGGUGAAAUACACGAUCAUCAUGGUGAUGUACCUGAUCGUCGUGGUGAGGUACCGGACCAUAGAGGUGAAGUGCCUGAACGUCGCGGAGAAGGACGUGAAAGUCGAGAUUCUAGUUAUGAUAGGCAGAUUAUCAAUCAGUACAGUGGCAGAGGUGACAGACGCAGUGCAAUAGACUUUCCUACUUUACCUCGCCUUCCUCUACCUCAGGUGUCCCCAGAAGAGGAGUAUGACAGUGAUAGCCCAUACAGUGAUAAUGCACCAACCAGCUUGCCAAAGGAGGAGGUUUACCCACGACAGAGGCGAAUCACCGACCUUCCAAUGCCCCCUAUGAUGGAUGAACCAGAGAUGGACUAUGAAGUAGACCAUGAACCAGAACCUGAGAUUAAACGCGAAACAUCAAGCUCUGGCAAGUUCAAGCGCCCAAAACUAUGUCUACAAAGAAGAAAUGAUGAGCGAUCAAAGGGUGACUGGGGAGAGCGUUGUGUGGACCUGUUUAAAACCAUAGAGAUCAUCGGGGAAGGCACAUAUGGUCUAGUGUACAAGGCCAAGGACACUUUCACUGAUGAACUAGUGGCUCUGAAGAAGGUACGUCUGGAGAAUGAGAAGGAAGGUUUCCCCAUAACUGCAGUCCGGGAAAUCAAGAUCCUGCGACAGCUGAACCAUCCAAAUAUUGUGAAUUUGAAGGAAAUUGUCACUGAUAAGCAGGAUGCUCUAGACUUCAAAAAAGAUAAAGGUGCUUUCUAUCUUGUGUUCGAGUAUAUGGACCAUGACCUAAUGGGGUUGCUGGAAUCCGGCAUGUGUAAUUUCAAAGAAGAACAUAUCGCGUCGUUUAUGAAGCAGUUGUUGGACGGUUUGAAAUAUUGUCAUAACAAGAACUUUUUACAUAGAGAUAUUAAGUGUUCAAACAUUCUACUCAAUAACAGAGGCCAGAUUAAACUGGCUGACUGGGGAUUAGCACGCUUGUACCAUGCAGAUGACAAAGACAGGCUGUACACAAACAAAGUGAUUACACUUUGGUACAGGCCGCCAGAACUCCUCCUUGGCGAGGAGAGAUAUGGGCCUGCAAUUGAUGUGUGGAGUAUAGGAUGUAUUCUAGGAGAACUGUUCACAAGGAAACCUAUAUUCCAAGCUCAGACUGAGCAAAACCAGCUUGAGCUAAUUAGCAAGACGUGUGGUUCUCCAUGUCCGGCGGUGUGGCCGGAGGUUAUCAAACUGCCACUCUUUCACACAUUCAAACCCAAAAAGCAAUAUCGCCGACGACUGAGGGAGGAAUUUUCAUUCCUGCCUAAGCAUGCUCUUGACUUAAUGGACCAGAUGUUGGAGCUGGAUCCUGGCAGGAGAGUGACAGCCGAGCAAGCCUUGGUGUGUCCUUGGCUCAGGGAUAUAGAAUGUCACAAAAUCACUCCACCUGACUUACCCAAGGACCAAGAUUGCCAUGAAAUGUGGUGCAAAAAUAGAAAGAAAAGCAUAAAAGAAGCAAAGCUCAAGGAAUUGGAGACUGGAUCAAAAAAUAUCACCCCUCAGAAGUCUAGUGUGAGUAACUACAAAUCAGGAUCAUCUUCAGGGAAAGUACACAUAGAUACAUCUAAAUCAUCGUCAGCAGAUAGUGUAGUACCAACCAAAGCUGUAACCAAGAGUUCUAACAGUGCCAGUUCUUCUCAGUCAGUUGUGUCGCAUAUGACUGGACAUUCAUCUUCAUCAGCAUCAUCUUCAUCUUCAGCCAGAAAGAAUGUGGUUCCAAUCCCUGGAAUUGACCAAUCUAUGGACAAGGCUUCUAAGGAUGGUGACAGUAAGUUGGACAUUCAUGGAAGUCAUCACAAAGGACAAAGCCAUGAUGGUGAUGAUGUUGAGGGAAGAGGUAGUAGCUCUAUCCCUGCAGUUGAUCCACAGAACCAACUCACAAAAAUGGUGUCUAUGCUGCAGCAAGGCCUGUCUGUGGACACGGUGGCCAAAAACAUGAAUAUGAAGCUUGAUGAGCAGACCAUGCAGCUGAUGGACAACCUUGGUAAACAGCUGAUGUUGGCUGCAAGCAUGGCUAAGCAUGUCACCAAGGACUCGUCAGAGGAGGUUACUGAAGAGGUCAAAGCCACAGAUACCUUACCAGGGCUUGGUCUGAGUGGAGAUGACCAGACAUCUCAAACAUACACUGAUCCAGCCAUAGGUGGGAGCUACCCAGACUACCACCAGGCAGGGGAUGGCCAGUCCAUGGACAACUAUAGAUAUCCCAUGGAGAGUGUACAGGACCCUUACCCUGCUGCAGCUUAUGGAGUCCCAGCUGAACCUGCUGCUACAGGAGACCAGGAGGGAAAUAGCAGUAAUGCUGGUGUAAAAGCAGCCCUUGCACAACUUCUGUCCCAGCAGGGUAUCAGGGUAGCUGUUGGGGGCAGUGAACUUGGCAAUAGAGGGGUAGACCCCUAUACUUCUCAGUCAGAGGGAUACUACCAUUCCGACUCGAGUGAUCAGAACUAUGGAGUCAGAAAUUUUCCAAUCAGCAGCACUGAUUCAACUGUGUCCUCUCAGCUGAUGACUGAGCAGGGAUUAAUUGACUCAUACAGGCAACAGGGGUCAAAGAUCAGAUCACCUACUACUCCUAACUUUCCAUCUACAACUUCAACAGGAAUGCAGAAACAAUAUAGUGGCUAUGGGUCUGACGAUUCUCGCAGCAGCAAUGAUGCAUACAGUCAGGGAGGAUACCCAAUAAUGGGCCAGUCCUCUAUAUCAGGGCCAACAUCAGCAAGUGCUGCAUUUGGAACGCUCAAAGGUCAAAGUCAAAGCCAGGCAAACACAGGGGUGACCCAGUCUUCUGGACCUAAGCCUUUGAUGUCACUUGGCAUUUCUGGCUAUGGUGAUGGGAGACAACAAGGUGGUGUACCUAGGAGUAUACUCAAGAAUAAACCAGCAACAACUCCAUCACUGCUUGGUCAAGGGCCUGGUAUCCCAGGAGGAUCCAACUCCGGAGGACACAGAAUGAAUCCUGGGGGCCAAAGGGGCACAUUCCCACCUGGUAGAGGAAACUGGUAAACUGAUGUAAAGUUAUUUUUGUUUUAAUGGUGUUCUUUUUGUUGGUAGAUGUAGUAAAGCAGUUGUUAAAGGUUGAAGAUUUUUCAAAUAACAAACAACACUUGCAGAAUUAUUAUUCAAGAAAAUUAUAUUAGUAUGUCUGUAUAUCAGAUUUAAAAAUACUUCUAAGAUGUUAAAAUGAAGAAUAUUUAUCCAUCUUGCAUAGUAAGUGCUUUGAUCACAAGACACUUUUAGAUAUUUUAGUUCCUGCUUUACAAAAGAAAUAUUUUAGGCAUCAAAUGUCAAAGGUUCAUGUGAAAUUUUUAUUUAAGUGUAGUAGGAUUUCUGUACUGUAUAUAUACUUUUGUAGUAACUUUUACAGCUUUUUCUUUGCAGUCAUGUCAUGACAAAUUAUCAGUUUAUAGUAAAUUUGUUUCAUUUGUCAUUUGCAGUUGGCUGUUUUAGACUUUUUUUCUUUCGAUCAAUUACUAAUCUGCAGAUCCAUUUAUUUAAAAUACUAUAAUUAUUGCUAAAAGUCAUAAACUUGAUCAUUACAAUUAUGCAAUUCAUUGGAUUCUUAAAUACUGUGAGAUGCCAUCAUUAUCAAAGUUCUAAAACUUAAAUAUGCUAAUUAUUAAUAUUUGAUUGGUUUGUUUUGUAUGUCUUCUAUAGAAUUGUAAAUAUAACCUGCUGUAUAUGUAAUAAUAAUUUUCAUCCUCGGAUCUAUGGUUUGGCGGAGUCACGGAAGACUCAUUUUGGGCAGUAGACAUGUGUCUGCAGCUUCACCAACCUUGGAAAGCUAUUCUUUCCAUCAGCAAAGAAAUCACUUGAUGUGAUGAACAUGGUUGAGACUGGAACACUUCCGUUAUUAGCAGUUUGAGAAUGAUAUUUUCCUCGAAUUGUAUGUUUCUGUUUGCUGGACAUUCUGAAGUACUUGACUCAUCUAAAGAUGCAAAACUGGGGGAAAACAUUCUGGAAGAGUUCAUGGUUGCAGUAAAGACUAUUUCACAGAAGUUAACAGUGGUUUCCCAAGUCUGUCAACAUUUAUAUUUUAUUAUUGAAUAUCAGGACUUCUGAACAUUAAGGGAAGCAAAUCUUGAUAAUGUGUAUAAAUGAUAGUGAUUAAUUAUAGUGUACAUCUGGUUUUGUUAAAAACUACGGAAAUAUAUGGAAACAUUGUAUAAUGUAUCCCACUUGCUUGGAUUGUUAAAUACAUAGUGGUAUCAUAUUAUCUUGAAAAUAACUUAUGAUCCUUCACAGAAAUAUUGAAAGUUAAUGUUAUACAUUGAAAAUAGCACAUCAUAUUUUCCAGAACAUGUACAUGUAUCAGAUCUUUUGCAAAAGUCUUGUAAAUUGAUUGACCAGAGGGUCAAUUUUCAUUAACAUGUAGGACAAGCUUGAAAGAGAGAUAUUUGUUUUAUUUUUCAGCCUUAGUUUUCACAAUAUACAUAAUUCACAUGUCACUUGAUCAUGCAAUAUGUUAAUUUCUAAGUGUUCAUACCAAAAAGAAAAAAAUAUUGAGAACAUAUGUAGUGUUUAGGCAGGUCAAUAACAAUGUGAUGGACAGGCAUUAAGAUAAUUUUGAUGAUUUAUUCGUCAGAGAUGAAAUUUCUUUCUUAGUGAUUUUUUUUCUGAAAUGGUUUAUUUUAAUGUCGGCUGUAAAAAUAGCAGGAAAAAAAAUCCUAGCACUGUUUUGUAGGUUUAUUCAAGUUUUCAGAUUGUUUCUUAUAAACAGGUUAAUUCAACAAAUGCAUGUUUCAGGUGCAACAUGUAGUUCCCUUGGACUGCAAAUCUUUGAUAUGAAUAAUUUUUGUGGAUAUGGUGAAUAAAUGCUUUCCCUUCAA
Ylistrum balloti is the source of this 6796-nucleotide messenger RNA. RefSeq names its product cyclin-dependent kinase 12-like. The record is from RefSeq and is a predicted model, not a curated record. Gene Ontology annotation, biological process: protein phosphorylation; transcription elongation by RNA polymerase II; positive regulation of transcription elongation by RNA polymerase II. Lineage: Eukaryota; Metazoa; Mollusca; Bivalvia; Pectinida; Pectinidae. Gene Ontology annotation, cellular component: cyclin/CDK positive transcription elongation factor complex; nucleus. The coding region runs from base 444 to 4973 and encodes 1509 amino acids. Gene Ontology annotation, molecular function: ATP binding; RNA polymerase II CTD heptapeptide repeat kinase activity; cyclin-dependent protein serine/threonine kinase activity. The transcript is spliced from 10 exons.